GGUCAGCCACAUCGUAAUCACCACCACGAAUACAGAGCAAGAAGCUUCGUAUCUCGAUCCUAGGACGUAUUUUUUUGGUACUGGCUAUGUGCCUAAAGGUCAAGUAACAUGGACGUUUUAAAAGCCGAGAUCGAGCGCAAAAAGCGUCAACUGGAAGGCAAACAACUCAUCGGUCCCGAAAAGAAGUAUUUUAAACGUGGAGAACUUAUAAGGAAGGCGGAGGAAGAGUAUUUUGAGAAACUAAGCGCAAAACAAAAACAAGAAGAAGAUGAGGAGAGUGCUGCAUCUCUGUCUCUGAGGAAUCUAAUGAAGAAAAAAGAACACGAUGAAAUAAUCUUGCCACGAAAAGAGGUAAUCAAACGAUUGAGAGACAGGUCACAACCGAUACUGCUGUUCGCUGAAACUGAUAUGGAAGCAUUUCACCGACUGAGGAGACUGGAGAUUCUGGAGCCUGAGGUGGAUAGAGGACUGCGGAAUGACUUUCAGGAAGCCAUGGAAAAAGUAGACCAAAUCUACCUCGAUGAGAUUCUGAAGUCGCAGGGGAAGACAGAAGACGGCAAAUCCGCAAAUGACGUAAAAGUUGAGAGUGAGGGGACCACGAUCGAAGAUAUCACGCACAUAGCAGAGAAUCUGGGUCAGAGGAGCAACAAGGGAAAGGAUGCAGAAAUGAUCAUGACAGUCCUAAAGUUCAUCCAGCAGCUGUGGGGCGAAAAACUAAACACGCGUUCUGAAGAAGAGAAAGUGUCCAUGCGGGGAAAGCUAGCCUCUGCUACUUACAACCAGACACAGUCCUACUUACGGCCACUAUUCAAACGCCUGAAGAAGAACAACGUCCCCGAAGACAUUCUCGAGCACUUGGUCCGCAUAGUGAAGCACAUGCUGAGCAGAGACUACGUCAAGGCCAAUGAUGCAUAUCUACAAAUGGCCAUCGGAAAUGCACCAUGGCCCAUUGGAGUGACCAUGGUUGGAAUCCACGCCCGAACUGGUCGGGAGAAAAUCUUCUCUCAGAAUAUUGCCCAUGUUCUCAAUGACGAAACUCAACGCAAGUUCAUUCAGGCAAUCAAGCGGCUCAUGACACAGUGCCAGCGGAUCUUCCCAACGGACCCUUCAAGAUCGGUCGAGUACAAUGCGUAGGCGAAAGACCACGCAUUUUUAAACAUUGUAGAUAACCAUUGCCAUAAAUGUUCACUCCGCACGGAAGUGCGGCCACGAGCAAAGAUUUUCUCAGUGACCGAGAAGAAGCCCGACUUGGCACAAAUUUAUUUCGUAUAGCCUGUGCAAAAAAAUAAAUUAAGUAUAAUGAGUGGAGUGAAAUAAUGUACAGAAGGGAGGAAAGAAUAUAGUCUAGAACUUC
This is a messenger RNA of Ornithodoros turicata, 1354 nucleotides long. It is a transcript of the gene Prp18, whose product is annotated as pre-mRNA-splicing factor 18-like. The transcript has 9 exons. Lineage: Eukaryota; Metazoa; Arthropoda; Arachnida; Ixodida; Argasidae. Gene Ontology annotation, cellular component: U5 snRNP; U2-type post-spliceosomal complex; U4/U6 x U5 tri-snRNP complex. The record is from RefSeq and is a predicted model, not a curated record. Bases 109 to 1134 code for a protein of 341 amino acids. Gene Ontology annotation, biological process: RNA splicing; generation of catalytic spliceosome for second transesterification step.